CAGAGUUGCUGUGAUGCUUGGAAUGGGUGGGGAUGCAAGAGGAAAUGGGAUUUGUCUUUUAGAAGGCAUCAAGAGGAGAGCCCUAAUGCAUGGCCUAAGACUCUCCAGGGUAGGUCUCUUUUCCGAACCAAGACUGCUUCUCUGGUGUGCCAGAAAAUCACCAGAUUGGUCUCAGCCAUUUUGGGGGAUAGCAUGUAAGGGGAAUUUCACCUAUGUGAUUGCCAAGAAGUAUCCAAGAGGACAAAAAUUUGAGGAAAAAACAAAACAUGAAGUGCCUGAAUUAUUUUCUUCAAGGCUAGCUGAUUUUGUGAUACCACUCUGGAAGCUGAGCUAUGAAGAGCAACUCAAGGUGAAGUUUGAAGCUCAGAAGAAAAUUUUACAAAGACUAUAGUUUGACCUACAAAUGCUCAAUGGAGUCAAUGGCACAGUAACCAGACCCCAAUCAAAGGGUCUCUGUUGUCUUCUACAUCCUAUUAUAUUCUCUGUAAGCCCUCACCUCCCUAUUCCUUAUUUAUUAAGCCUGUCAUUAAUGGCCACCUUUUCUGUUAACUGAGGCCCAGAUGGUAAUCCGAAGACUGUGGGAUACUACCUAGGAACUUGGAAAGAUGGGAACAUUGUGUGUGUGUGUGUACGGUCUAACCAUCUGAAAAAUAUCCCUGAGAAACAUGAUCAAGUUGCUCAGUACUAUGAAAUAUUCCUUCGACAGUCUCCAAUGGAUCCGUGCCUUGUAUUUCAUGAAGAUGGAUACUGACGUGAGCUGACAGUUUGAACCAAUAGCCAGGGAUACACUAUGGCUAUCAUAACUUUACAUCCCCAAGAAUUAAGUCAGGAGGAGCUCUUUGUUCAGGAGGAGAAUAAGGAAUUCUUCAUCAAAGGCUCCGGAGCAGUUUGCAACUUAACUUCCAUUUAUUUCCAAGAAAGCACCAUGACCCAUUGCAGUCAUCAGCAGUCCCCCUACCAGCUCUUAUUUGGGGAACCCAUCUUUGAAGAUCUUCUAGGCUUGAAGGUCCGCAUUUCUCCAGAUUCCUUUUUCCAGAUUAAUACUGCUGGUGCCAAGGUGCUUUAUCAGACUGUUAGGGAGCUGAGUGGAGAUUCUAAUAUGGUCCUCCUUGAUAUUUGCUGCCUAUGGAAGAUUCUUAUCACCAACUGUGAAUUUCACACCAGGAGAGCAGAGAAGAUUUUACCACGGCUAUUAAAGUCAAAGGAAGAUGGGCAGUCAAUUAUUGCUGUGGUGAACUCAACCUGUGCUGGGUUGUAUUACAAAGUGGUUUGAGCCAUCCAGAACUGCCAGGCUAUCCACACACUAGUUUUUGUUUCCUGCAAGCCUUAUGCUGACACCACAAGGAAUAUCAUCGAGUUGUGCUGUCCUCCAAACUCUGCUAAGAAGCUUCUAGGCGAGCAUUUUGUCCUGAGAGAAGCUGUACCUGUGGAUUUGUUUCCCCACACCUCACACUGGGAGCUGGUGUUCCUCUUCACAUGCUAAGCCACAUUGGAAACUGCAGACUGUUAAAGUUUCAGAAGCUUCCAGCCCGUGAGAUGAGCAGCUUUGCUCCACCAUGUGAUCAUUCCCUGCCAUGAUCUGCCCUGCCACAGGCCAAGA
This is a messenger RNA of Dipodomys spectabilis (banner-tailed kangaroo rat), 1600 nucleotides long. RefSeq names its product tRNA methyltransferase 2 homolog B (gene Trmt2b). The record is from RefSeq and is a predicted model, not a curated record. NCBI's taxonomy places the organism in Eukaryota, Metazoa, Chordata, Mammalia, Rodentia, Heteromyidae.